AUGUCAGACGAAGAAGAUCCAAGUCAAUUGAUUGAACAAUUCAUUUCUAUCACUAGUGCUCAAAAAGAUUUAGCCCAACAAUAUUUAGCUCGAAAUAAUAAUGAUAUAGUUUCAGCUAUUGAAGAUUAUUAUGCUAAUACUGGGACAGCAGAAGCUACAGAACCAAUCUCACAAGCUCGAUCAUCAGUUUCACAACCUAUUGCGUCGAAACCCAAGAAAUCAACUGGUGGAAUCAGAACAUUUCGAGAUUUAAAUGAUGAAGAAGGGGAUUCUGAAGAUGAUAAAACUAAUACUAAUUUCUUUACUGGUGGUGAAAAAUCAGCUUUACAAGUUGAAGAUCCUAAUAAAGAUAAACAUGAACAACAAUCAUUAAUUGAUCAAAUUUUUGAAAGAGCAAGAGAACAAAUGGAUCAACCUGAUGAUAGGCCAUCUGCCGGUCAAGCUGAUGUUGCUGAACCUUCUUUCACUGGUAGUGGAUAUAAAUUAGGUGAUGGAACUACUAAUUCAUCUGAAAAAGUGGUGGAUGAUAGUUCAAAGCCUAAAAGACCAGCUAAAGUUACAAGAGAAAUUACAUUCUGGAAACAAGGUUUCACAGUAGGUGAUGGUCCAUUAUUAAGAUAUGAUGAUCCUGAAAACGCGAGUGUAUUAAGUGAAUUGAAUAGAGGUAGAGUCCCCAUGUCUUUAUUGAAUGUUGAAUUUGGUCAAGAUGUUGAUGUAUCGGUAUUUAAAAAGACUGAUGAAGAUUGGACACCACCUAAGAGAAAAGUUGGUGGUUUCCAUGGUCAUGGUCAAAGAUUAGGUUCUCCUGUCCCUGGUGAAGUAUUAUCAAAUACUCCAUCCACUAGUAAUCUUCACGAAGAAGUCUCGGCUGAAACUACUCCAUCUAAUCCAGAACCUAUAGAUCAAGGUGAAGGUGAUUCAUUAGUACAAAUAAGAUUCGCUAAUGGUAAACGUAUAGCUCAUAAAUUCCAUUCCACUGAUUCAAUCACAGUAGUGUAUGAUUUUGUUAGAAAUCAUGCUUUAAAUGAAAAUAACACUCGAUCAUUCACUUUAAGUCAUUCAUUCCCCGUGAAACCAAUUGAAGAAUCGAAUGAAACCACCGUAUUGGAUGCUAAAUUGAAGAAUGCUGUCAUAGUACAAAGAUGGAUAUGA
Molecule: messenger RNA, 1152 nt
Organism: Scheffersomyces coipomensis
Lineage: Eukaryota; Fungi; Ascomycota; Pichiomycetes; Serinales; Debaryomycetaceae
Gene: SHP1
Product: protein phosphatase regulator
Exons: 2
Coding region: 1-1152 (383 amino acids)
Biological process (GO): proteasome-mediated ubiquitin-dependent protein catabolic process; autophagosome assembly; nuclear membrane reassembly
Cellular component (GO): cytosol; nucleus
Molecular function (GO): ubiquitin binding
Source: RefSeq, a predicted model, not a curated record